CCGGGUUGUGGUUCCGACUUUUUGACUUGAUUUACUUUCAGGCUAUUCAUCCCCCGCCUUAUUAACCUGGGGCAAACAAAGGGGAAGUUGGUUGCAAUAUUCAAGUGUUCCCUGCUUCUUUCAGUCUAAUAGUCUCACUAAUGUUACGUUCACAACUUCAAAUCAGACGAUUAACAACACAAGCAAAGCCAGAGAAAUUUCUUCAAACCGUUGUAUUAAGCAAUGGUGCGACAUUUACUUUAAGAACAACAUCUCCUGUUCGACAUCAACUUCGUCUCACAAAAGAUACCCGUAAUCAUCCACUCUGGAAUCCUACAUUGUUGAAAGAAGGCUUGACCGACGAAAGUGAACAAUUGAAUAAGUUUCAAAAACGUUUUGGUGAUCUUGAUUUCUCAGAUAUUAGUUGGAUUGAAAGUGAUGAGGCAGUCUCCAAAACGAUAAUGAAAGCUGCUGCCAGCGGAGGAUAUAACAAGAAAGCAGAGAAAGACAAGAAAAAGAAAUAAGUUUAAGAAUAGCGUAUUCGACAAUAUUCACUCAUCCAAAGUCUUGAAUUGUAAUAUACAAUGGAUGGAAAAUCAACGGAACAGUGAAAGCAUUUUUCAAUAAAAGCCUUAUAACGAUUUUAUGAAACAAAAAUCGAUGUAUAGAAUUGACACCUUAAAGCUUCAAACAAAAAAAAAAAAAAAAAAAAAAA
Molecule: messenger RNA, 694 nt
Organism: Mycotypha africana
Lineage: Eukaryota; Fungi; Mucoromycota; Mucoromycetes; Mucorales; Mycotyphaceae
Exons: 1
Coding region: 141-503 (120 amino acids)
Biological process (GO): mitochondrial translation
Cellular component (GO): mitochondrial large ribosomal subunit
Molecular function (GO): structural constituent of ribosome
Source: RefSeq, a predicted model, not a curated record